GAAUUGGCUGAUGACGUUGCUCUCCUAGCUAAACGGCGCACUAAAAUGCAAAGCAAGCUCGAUGAUCUUGCCAAUCGCUCCUCAGCGGCAGGUCUUACCAUCAACGUCAACAAGACCAAAUCGUUGGAUGUAAACACGGUCAACCCUUCCAGCUUUACGGUAGCUGGGCAAUCAGAGGAGAAUGUUGAAAGCUUCCAAUAUCUUGGUAGCCAAACGGCGGCCGAUGGCGGCACCAAGAUCGACAUAGGUGCACGGAUCGAGAAGACGAGGGCUGCUUUUGCGAGUUUAAGAAAUGUAUGGAAAAACAACCAGAUUAGUCAACGCACCAAAAUCCGAAUUUUCAACUCGAACGUGAAAUCUGUGCUGCUAUACGCCAGUGAAACCUGGUGUGUAUCAGUGGAGAACACUCAACGGCUGCAGGUCUUCAUCAAUAGAUGCCUGCGGUAUAUAAUUCGUGCAUAGUGGCCUCACAAUUGGAUCUCCAACGUAGAGCUCCAUCGUCGAUGUCAU
Aedes albopictus (Asian tiger mosquito) is the source of this 510-nucleotide messenger RNA. RefSeq lists its product as uncharacterized. The transcript has 2 exons. Lineage: Eukaryota; Metazoa; Arthropoda; Insecta; Diptera; Culicidae. The coding region runs from base 46 to 462 and encodes 138 amino acids. The record is from RefSeq and is a predicted model, not a curated record.